Molecule: messenger RNA, 1020 nt
Organism: Lepus europaeus (European hare)
Lineage: Eukaryota; Metazoa; Chordata; Mammalia; Lagomorpha; Leporidae
Product: glutathione S-transferase omega-2
Exons: 7
Coding region: 166-900 (244 amino acids)
Biological process (GO): glutathione metabolic process; L-ascorbic acid metabolic process
Cellular component (GO): cytoplasm
Molecular function (GO): glutathione dehydrogenase (ascorbate) activity; glutathione transferase activity
Source: RefSeq, a predicted model, not a curated record
GCUGCCGCCGCUGCUCUCCAUCCGGUUCGGUCGGUCGGGCACCCGGAGGUCUCCCGGGGGCGUCUCUCCUUUCACUGCCACCGGAAGGGGCGCCAGAGCGCAGCGGAUCCCGGAUCCUGCGGCGGCUACUGUGAGCGCCGAGUGCUGUGCAGACGCCUGGGGGCCAUGUCUAAGGAUGCGACCAGAACCCUGGGGAAAGGAAGCUGCCCUCCAGGGCCGGUCCCUGAGGGCCUGAUCCGCAUCUACAGCAUGAGGUUCUGUCCCUACUCGCAUAGAACACGCCUCGUCCUCAAGGCCAAAGGCAUCAGACACGAAGUUAUCAACAUUAACCUGAAAAACAAGCCUGAAUGGUACUACACAAAGCAUCCUUACGGCCAAAUUCCAGUCUUGGAGAACAGCCAGUGUCAACUGAUCUAUGAAUCUGUCAUCGCCUGUGAGUACCUGGACGACGCGUAUCCGGGAAGGAAGCUGUUUCCGUACGACCCUUACGAACGAGCUCGACAAAAGAUGUUGCUGGAGCUGUUCUGUAAGGUCCCACAUCUAACUAAGGAGUGUCUGGUGGCCUUGAGAUGUGGGAGGGAAUGCAGCGAUCUGAAGACAGCCCUGCGUCAGGAAUUCUGCAACUUGGAAGAGAUUCUUGACUACCAGAACACCACCUUCUUCGGGGGCGACUGUAUAUCCAUGAUCGACUACCUGCUCUGGCCCUGGUUUGAGCGGCUGGAUGUGUAUGGGAUAGCAGACUGUGUGAACCACACCCCGACACUGCGGCUCUGGAUUGCAGCCAUGAAGCAGGACCCCACCGUCUGUGCCCUUCUCAUAGACAAGAACAUUUUCCUGGGCUUCUUGAACCUGUAUUUCCAGAACAACCCUAAUGCCUUUGACUUUGGGCUAGUCUGCUGAGCUUCACCAUGUUCCCUUAGCCAUCCACUCCAGGGAUCGUCUCUGAUUCCACUCCAGGGAUUGUCUUCAGGGGUCAGUCCAUCUCUGUUCCUUCUCUUCGUGGUUCCCAAUAAAAAUGGA